Messenger RNA from Hemiscyllium ocellatum (epaulette shark), 6112 nucleotides. RefSeq names its product protein argonaute-1. The coding region runs from base 87 to 2663 and encodes 858 amino acids. The transcript has 19 exons. The record is from RefSeq and is a predicted model, not a curated record. Gene Ontology annotation, molecular function: protein binding; RNA binding. NCBI's taxonomy places the organism in Eukaryota, Metazoa, Chordata, Chondrichthyes, Orectolobiformes, Hemiscylliidae.
GUGGAGUGGAGUUGGUCCGUGGGGAGGUCGCGGGGGUUUAAGCCUUUUCACCCGGGCAAAUCCGCGCGCUCACGUUGGUAUAUGGGAUGGAAGCGGGGCCAGCGACAGCAGCAACAGUUGGCCCAUAUGUGCCACCUCUGCAGCAGGUGUUCCAGGCACCACGGCGACCAGGGAUAGGAACGAUAGGCAAGCCAAUUAAACUUCUAGCCAACUACUUUGAAGUUGAUAUUCCAAAAAUAGAUGUUUACCAUUAUGAGGUGGAUAUUAAGCCGGACAAAUGUCCAAGGAGAGUAAACAGGGAAGUGGUGGAGUACAUGGUUCAACAUUUCAAACCUCAGAUCUUUGGAGACAGAAAGCCAGUGUAUGAUGGGAAAAAGAAUAUUUAUACAGCAACACUACUGCCAAUUGGCCAAGAUCGGGUUGACUUUGAGGUGACCAUACCAGGUGAAGGAAAAGAUCGCAUUUUUAAAGUUUCAAUUAAAUGGUUGGCAGUGGUGAGUUGGAGAUUGCUACAUGAAGCCCUCGUCAGUGGUCGAAUUCAGGUUCCUUUAGACUCUGUUCAAGCCCUGGAUGUAGCUAUGAGGCACCUGGCAUCAAUGAGGUACACCCCUGUUGGUCGAUCUUUCUUCUCUCCACCUGAGGGUUACUACCACCCACUGGGUGGAGGGAGAGAAGUCUGGUUUGGCUUCCAUCAGUCUGUCCGGCCUGCCAUGUGGAAAAUGAUGUUGAACAUUGAUGUAUCAGCAACAGCUUUCUACAAAGCUCAGCCUGUAAUUGAAUUUAUGUGUGAAGUCCUUGACAUACGGAACAUUGACGAGCAGCCAAAGCCUCUUACUGACUCUCAAAGAGUGCGUUUUACGAAAGAAAUUAAAGGUUUAAAAGUAGAGGUGACUCACUGCGGACAGAUGAAGAGGAAGUAUCGAGUGUGCAAUGUCACCCGGCGGCCAGCCAGUCACCAGACGUUCCCCUUGCAACUGGAAAGUGGACAGACUGUGGAGUGCACAGUAGCGCAAUAUUUCAAACAGAAAUACAACCUUCAGCUAAAGUACCCACACUUACCCUGUUUACAGGUGGGACAGGAACAGAAGCACACCUACCUGCCGCUUGAGGUAUGUAACAUAGUACCUGGACAACGAUGCAUCAAGAAACUUACGGACAAUCAAACAUCAACAAUGAUUAAAGCAACAGCACGAUCAGCGCCAGACAGGCAGGAAGAGAUCAGUCGACUGAUGAAGAACGCCAGCUACAACCUUGAUCCUUACAUUCAGGAAUUUGGGAUAAAGGUGAAAGAUGACAUGACUGAGGUUACAGGCCGGGUUUUGCCAGCACCAAUUUUACAAUAUGGUGGCCGGAACCGAGCAAUUGCUACUCCAAAUCAGGGAGUGUGGGAUAUGCGUGGCAAACAGUUCUACAAUGGGAUUGAGAUCAAAGUCUGGGCCAUCGCCUGCUUUGCUCCACAGAAACAGUGCCGGGAGGAGGUGCUGAAGAGUUUUACUGACCAGCUGCGAAAAAUAUCUAAGGAUGCGGGGAUGCCUAUCCAGGGCCAGCCGUGUUUCUGUAAAUAUGCGCAAGGAGCUGACAGUGUGGAGCCAAUGUUCAGGCAUCUGAAGAACACCUAUUCAGGACUCCAGCUUGUCAUUGUUAUUCUACCGGGGAAAACACCUGUCUAUGCUGAGGUGAAGCGAGUAGGUGAUACCCUCCUUGGCAUGGCAACUCAGUGUGUUCAGGUGAAAAAUGUUGUGAGGACAUCUCCUCAGACAUUGUCUAACCUCUGCCUAAAAAUCAAUGUGAAAUUGGGUGGAAUCAACAACAUAUUGGUACCUCAUCAACGUUCAGCUGUGUUCCAGCAGCCUGUGAUCUUCCUGGGCGCGGAUGUCACACACCCACCAGCUGGAGAUGGCAAGAAACCUUCUAUAACAGCAGUGGUUGGCAGCAUGGAUGCUCAUCCAAGCCGUUACUGUGCCACAGUUCGUGUGCAGCGACCCCGUCAGGAAAUAAUUGAAGACCUUUCCUACAUGGUUCGAGAACUUCUGAUCCAAUUUUACAAAUCUACUCGCUUCAAGCCAACAAGGAUUAUCUUCUAUAGAGAUGGCGUUCCUGAAGGACAGUUACCACAGAUACUACACUACGAGCUCCUGGCUAUUCGUGAUGCCUGUAUCAAACUGGAAAAAGACUAUCAACCUGGAAUUACCUAUAUUGUUGUCCAAAAACGGCAUCACACACGGCUCUUCUGUGCAGAUAAGAGUGAGAGGAUUGGAAAAAGUGGGAACAUACCAGCAGGGACAACAGUUGAUACCAACAUCACCCACCCAUUUGAAUUUGAUUUCUACCUUUGCAGUCAUGCUGGGAUUCAGGGCACCAGCAGACCUUCACAUUAUUAUGUAUUAUGGGAUGAUAAUCGAUUCACUGCAGAUGAGCUUCAGAUCUUGACCUAUCAGCUGUGUCACACCUACGUGCGGUGCACACGUUCUGUCUCUAUUCCAGCACCAGCCUAUUAUGCCAGAUUGGUGGCAUUCAGGGCAAGAUAUCACUUGGUGGACAAGGAACAUGAUAGUGGAGAAGGCAGCCAUAUCUCUGGUCAGAGUAAUGGACGGGAUCCCCAGGCACUUGCUAAAGCCGUCCAGGUUCACCAAGACACCUUACGCACAAUGUACUUCGCUUAGCUGUGUGGUAGUUUAGUCACCUCAACCUGCCAGCCUUCUGGACCAGAAGCAGCCAUACAUAAACAUUUGAGUAUCUUCCACUGACUAUGCCUUGGAGGUUGGAAACGGUCAACAUAUAUUUUACAAUAAGUAGCUAAUGAACUACAAAUGGACAGGGAAAGAUUGACCAGAAAAAUUAUCGAACAGGUCAAAACUAUUCCACAUGAAGAAAACAGAUUUCAUGUUCAAGUUUUAUUUUUUACUUGUUUAUGCAAUAUAUUGAUAACUUUUUAAUGUAAAAUGGAAAUGUUCACCACUGCCAAACUCCUGUUUGUUUUUUAUAACAUAUGAAAGAAAAUGACGAGCAACCACUUCAAAGGACAUCAUUCAAGAGAUGAGAAAUCCCAACUGUCCAAAAGCUGAACUUUUCAGUUUAGUGCCUGGACUUAAUUAUUUGAAUUUGCCGAUCUGUUAACUUGCCAGAGUUCUUUUCAUGCAUAUGCCGAAGUUGGCACCAAAACAUAUCAAUAGUUCUCAACCUGAUUAUGUUCUUUGAUGUCUCAUUCUUUGCUAUUCCUCGGAAUUUCAUUUUGACAAGUGCAGAAAGUUUGUGUAGUUACACAAUCUAAAAUGUUAUCAUGGUCACAUUCCAAAGUCUGGAUUUUGAAAGUUAUGAAUUUAUGGGCAGGGAGGGGGGAGAGAAUAGAAGUCCUGAUUGAGGCAGUAAAAGAGAAUCUCUUGUAAAUUUUUUUUUAAUGUUAUAAGAACCUUAAAGCAUUGUGAUGGCUGCACAUCUUUGUACUGAUAUUGUAAGCCACUCUUGCUCAACCUAUAAAAGGGAUGAAAAUGGCAACAAGGAAACAAGUAGAAUAUAGAUAAUCAGAUUUAGCGCAGUUAAAUGAAUAAAAAAGAGCUGGGGUAUUUUGAAACUUGCUGUUCUUUGAAUAUUCUUCAGCUGUCUAGCAAAAGAAUUGCACACCAGUGAACACUGGCUGUAAUUCCCACUAAUUAUUUUGGACCUGGAUGUAGAUUAACAAAAAGCUUAAUUUUGUAUUUUUUGAAAGGGGCAUUAAAGAUUGAGCAUUUUUUUGAUGUUCCUCCAAACUGAAUUAGUGCUUUGUUUUAAAAGCUUUGCUUAGCCUUCAUUUGGAUUUGAAGCUUCUUAUUUUCCUUUUCCAUACCCACUUUUUUUUAUACUCUAGAUCAGUGCCAGUAAAUUGAGAAUUUUCCAGAUAAUUCUGGAACCAUCCCAUGUCAGCAUAAAACAUUGGGCAAAUGUCAUAAAUAAUGAUGCACUACUAAAGCUUCCUGCACUGUAUUUCUACAGGUUGUAUUUCUUAAACUAAUCAUACUGUGAAACUGUCAAAUAGGUUGGCGAUCAGUUAUGUCCACUGAGCACUAAAUUGGAACUGGCCAAAACUUGUGUGCAUUAAUAUGAACCCAAGUUCCAGAGAUGCAUGUUUUAGCUUGCUGCACAGCCCAAUUCUAUAAAUAGAUUUUAAAAUAAGGUUGCAAAGACUAAUAGACUGGUCCUCUCAAGAUAAUAAAGAUUUACUCAGCAUAUUGGGGAGUAAUUUUAUAUUCACAAAUUUUGCACUGGAAUUAAACCAAUCUAGAACAAGUCUGCUGACAUUCCUGUCAAUAACACUAAAUUUCACGAAUACAAUGCACUACAAACAGACAGUAAAUACAAGUAACAAAAUAUAAUACAAAUGUAACCAGUGGGAGGAAACCACUAGAAAUACAUUAAGAUGCAUUUGACAGUCCAUGAUUUUUACUUGAAUUUAAGUUUUUUGGAGCUUUUCAUUGUCCCUUCAAUCUACAUUUGUCCUUUUAAGAUACCUUAUUGGAAUAUGGUGAAAUGGCUCUAGCUGCUGUUUAAUCUCAUGCAAGGCAUCUUUGAGUGAUUAUAUCAGUUUAGAGAGAAAGUGUAUAGCUAAAAACUUUGAAUAUCUAAGCAUGAAGGCCUGCAGAAUCCCACACUUGCCCUCUUUGUCAUCUCACUUUGUAGCAGAGAUCACUCCACAGUAGUUGAGAAUGAGACCCUGACUAAUUGGAAAUCCUAUAACUCUGCACAAUCUAAGAAUUAAACAGAAGAUCAUGCAGCCUUUCAGGGAUAGUUUCAGCCUACUUUUGUCAGCUGUCAUGGAAGAAUUUUGUACAUUUUAAAACUUCAUUUGAAACAAGUGCACCAAAGCUAAUCGUAGUGUUUUAGGAAUAGUUUAAAACUGGCAUCCACGAGAAGAUGAUCACCAGUUACACCACUUCCACUUGCUGCUGGUUACAGUCUUUUAUACCUGGACAUCAGUGUUGUAUGUUAGUGAAGCUGAUGUUUCCACUCUGCAUGCUACUCAAAGUGUGGUUUGUUUUCUCCGCUUAUUAUUUGUCAGCUCACAUCUAGAAAAGUUUUCUAACGAAUGAACUUUGCUAAGUUUAUUUUGGAUCUGUAGGAACAAGUUGGCAGCUAACAAAGUGAAAAACACAUCGAGGACCCAAUAAGACAGACCAGUGACAAGAGUUGGGUUUUAUCCUCAAGUAGAAAGUGAAAGCCGAAAAUUGUUAAUCACCCAUGUCUAAUGUGCUUAAAAAUAAUUCUGUAAACUUUAUUUUUAAAAACUACCUUUGUGAAGAUUAUACAAAAAUGUAUGCGCAAGUGGCUCAGGAGUCACAGGAUGUUCCGAUCUGAUACUUGGCUGCAUUAGAAGAUAAAAAUCAGAAUCAAGCAGGUUGCUUUUCCCCUCAGUUAUCUAUUGGAGAUGGGCACUUUUAGAAGCCUGAAAUUGCUUGUUUAUCCUCUUGAUCCAAAGCAUAAUGCAUAAGAAGGAAAGCAAAUUAACUUUUAAAAUGCACAUUAUUAAUUCUCUAUUUGUCAAAUUCUGAAAGUAUAAUAAAGAAAUAAUGAACAGUGUACAGAAGGUCAAUGGCUAGACCCUCCCUUAAUCCUGGUUGAUUAUCUCUUUGGCAAGUUUAGACUAAGAAACACUUCCCUAUUUUGUAGGAAAAGGUUCCAAGCUUCUUGAAUGACACACAAUGAAUAGCUAAAUCCCAGAUUCAGUCUUUGGUCUUUGUUGAAUUACCUGAUUGAUUGGAAUUUAUACUUUAGGUCACUAACCACCAAUAUUUGCUGGAAAUGAGGUGUAAGCCCUUCACAGUUAAAUAAUCUAAAGGGUGAAGAGCAAAAGUUAAACAAUAUUCAAGUGAAUACUUGGAAACAUCCACAAUUUGACACUAAAACUGAUUCUCACCAUUUGGUGAACUGAUAAUUCAGUAAUUCUGGGGCUCAGACUUUUUUUUUCCCAGGACAAUAUCAGCCAUUCCUGUUGUUUUAAAAAAGUUAUAGUCAGUUAAGGCAAUUGUCUUGGUGCUGAGAGUUAUGCUCAAGUAUUUACAGAGGCAGAGUGGUUUAUUUUCUUACACUGAACCAAUAUACUGAAGUUAACUCUAUUUAUAAUUUUCUAUGUUCCUUUUCC